CCUGCAGCAUCCUUCCGCUGGACUCGGCAUGAUCUCUUGUGUGUUCGAGCAACGGUAGCGCGGAUUUCGUCGUAAGCGUGUCGAUAUGUGUGUCAAUUUCUUGAACAUCGAAGAGGACGCGAGAGAGGGGUGUUGAGAGAUCUAGCGGCGUAUCAGAGGGGUUGUUAGUCGCGAGGACGAGCGUGUUCGCGAAUGAGGUCGCGGAGAAGUCAGGGUCCAGGAAUGCCUCAUAGUCAAUAUACGACGGCUCGCUGUCCGACAUGUUGAAGCUAUAGGUCGAUUGAUGUCGUGUCGUGCAGUCGUCAACAACGAAUCUUGGCGCGCCAGGGUCCAUUCCUUAUCGCUAUCUUAGCGCCUCGCUUAGCCUCAUCGACAAGCUCCCCGCUCCGGCAUCACAAGCUUUCCAUUCCUCACCCUUCAACAAUCCCUCGCGCUCAAUUGCCUUCCCGAGCCACUCAAGAUGCCGACCUCAAUGCCAUGCCCCUCCAUACGCAUACCCGUCGAGCUCCUCACCCAGUCCUCCUUCUCUCAAUUCGGCACCGUCAUCGAGAACCCCGCCCACUCCCCGCUCUCGCGCUCGCAACGCAGUCCACCUCCAAAAGCCACGUCCGCAAACCAGGGCUCCGCCCUCAAAUUUCUGGAUGUAACGCACCUCUCCAACCUCUACAAUCUCGCUCCAAGCAAGAAGUCAGCAAAAGCAGUAAUGAACAUGUUCGUCUGCGCGCCUCGGGACCUACGACCGCACGAACCAAGCGAGAGCAUGCCGAGUAGCUGGGGAGACCUAGACUUCGACGAAGACGACUACGGAAACAUGGAUAGAGAGCUGUUCGAUGUACAGAUACUGGAAAGACAUCCCUUCACCACACAGACAUUCAUCCCAAUGGGACUUUCUGGCAACGAGAGACAUACACAGUACCUCGUCAUCGUAGCACCAACACUCCCAGCUUCUGGGUCGAGGAGACACGUCGACCGUGCUCCACCCUAUCCAACGCCGAACGUCAAAAAACAGAAGUCGAUCAAGGACCUCUUUGCCAAGGCGAGACCGUCGCCUUUCACGAACGAAGCUGCGCCGCCUCCACCCCAAUUCACGCGUCUGCAUCCCUCAGCGCGCCCGAAAGGCCCCGGCCUCCCGGACUUAAAGAACAUCCGCGCUUUCGUGGCCACGGGAAACCAGGCCGUUACAUACGGAGCCGGGACAUGGCACGCGCCGAUGGUGGUGAUCGGUGAACGACCCAUUGAUUUCGUCGUGGUCCAAUUCGCGAACGGCGUCGGCAUUGAAGACUGCCAGGAGAUCACGCUAGUACCGGACAAGAACGCCGAAGAAGGCGUGGUCGUAAUGAUAGAUUCCGAUAAUUCAGGCAGGGUACAAGUCAAGGCUGGCGUUGGGUCGGUAAACGCAAAACUAUGAUGAGUCUUGUCAUGGUCUCCCCCGACGUUUUUAUUGUAUUGUCAUAACGUUCUUGUACAUUGCGCUUUGCACGAACAUUUUGCAUAAUCA
Messenger RNA from Trematosphaeria pertusa, 1498 nucleotides. Its product is annotated as ureidoglycolate hydrolase. The record is from RefSeq and is a predicted model, not a curated record. Bases 461 to 1408 code for a protein of 315 amino acids. Gene Ontology annotation, biological process: allantoin catabolic process. Lineage: Eukaryota; Fungi; Ascomycota; Dothideomycetes; Pleosporales; Trematosphaeriaceae. The transcript has a single exon. Gene Ontology annotation, molecular function: ureidoglycolate hydrolase activity; ureidoglycolate lyase activity.